AUGAUGGGUGGCAGUGUCCGUGUACAGCCGCUGAUCGUGCUCAACACUGUGUUCUAUCAUAACACAGUUGAAGGAGAAAUUCCCAUUGGCGCAGUUGUCGCGACGGAUCCAUAUGAGAUGUACUUGGAGUCGAUACCCUCUAAUGAGAACCCAAGGCAUGUCUAUGUUGGUGAUUCGUCGGCUGCUCUCAGAACGAUAAACGGACGGAUUAACGCGCGUCUCGACGCGGACUGCAUCCUAGACAGUGGAUCUCAGAUUGUAUCGAUGGCUUUCUCAGAAGCCGUCGACGCACAAUUGAGCUGGGACCCAAAGGUCGUCAUAUAUAUGGAAAGCGCAAAUGGAUCUAUCUCUAAGUCACUGGGAUUAGCGAGAAAUGUACCCUUCAGGUUUGGGACCAUCUUGGUCUACCUGCAGGUGCACAUUUUGGAAAGUCCAGCUUAUAAGGUGUUGCUCGGCAGACCGUUUGAUAUCGCGACAGAAAGCAAUAUCAAGAACGCGGCCGACGGCAGCCAAAUAAUCACUAUGCGCGAUCCCAAUUUAAAGACACGUUGUGCAAUGGCUACGCAGCCACGUCGUGCAGACGACUUACCGCGUAACACUAAAAACAACGACGGAUCCACCGAGCCCUACAGUUCGUCGAAACCGACAACCAGUCCAGACGAACCGAACCCUGAACGGGAUUUUCAAAGAGCUUCGAGGAAUUGA
Mycena citricolor is the source of this 705-nucleotide messenger RNA. The record is from the annotation of a GenBank genome assembly. NCBI's taxonomy places the organism in Eukaryota, Fungi, Basidiomycota, Agaricomycetes, Agaricales, Mycenaceae.